Cylicocyclus nassatus is the source of this 1858-nucleotide messenger RNA. The record is from the annotation of a GenBank genome assembly. Lineage: Eukaryota; Metazoa; Nematoda; Chromadorea; Rhabditida; Strongylidae.
UUUUUCCAGAACUGAUGACUUUACCAAAGUUCGAGUUUUGUGAAAUUGCGGCGAACCCAAAUGGAUGGGGCCCGGCAGGUCCACCACCUGCGCUAGAUACGUCCAUUCCGUUCCAGCAAUACAACAAGGCUGACCGCAUAGGCCGUGUUGCUGAUUGGAUUGGUGUAGAUCGCUUUUUUUAUCGAAGAGGAAAUGAACGUUACAAUGAACGUAUGUACGGCUCAGCUGCGAAUGCAGGAAGUCAAUUUGAUUACGUACAUGGCAUGGAUGAGAACAACUUCCAACUUGUUGACUCUUCAAAACCUGUGCAGCGUAAUCCUCAGCGUAACUUCCGUGCUCGUCAGUUGCAGUUCCGAAAAUUACUGCAAAAGGAGCAAGAAAGGCGUGAUCAAGCAAUGCAAGGUCAGAAUAUGAAGAUGAAGAGAAGCAUUGCCAAGGAACAACAGCGAGCUUUCAAGAUGUGGCAGCGCCGCGGAGGAAACGCUCGCCAGGGACAACGUGGACCCGGAGGACGUUAUCCUGGGGAGAGACCAAAGGACCGCCUUCCAUCUGUGCAAGUGCGUCCAGACUGGCAUGUUAUUGAAGAAAUGGACUUCCCGCGUUUACUUAAACUCAACUUGCCUGGCGUUGGAAGCGGUGAAGACAUCGAAAAGCAUCAGUACGGAACUCUUCACUUCUACGAUAAGGCUAUUGACCGUGUGUCCGUGAGAACUCCAAUAACUCUGCAGCGCUGUGGGGGCAAUUUCUAUAAUGUAACAACUACCGAGGACCCUGUGAUUGAGGAACUAGCCCAGCAAGGUAUAGGAAAUGUCUUUGCCACUGAUAUAAUAUUGGCAACUCUAAUGACUGCGCCACGAUCGGUAUACUCGUGGGAUAUCGUUGCCCAUCGAGUGGGAGACAAGCUGUUCCUGGAUAAGAGAGAUACUGGUGGUAUUUCCAACCCAGUAGAUGCACUAACAGUGUCGGAAACCAGCGGUGACCCACCAUCUUUUGAAGGCCAAAGUAUCAACAAUGCUAAGGAUCUUGCUACGGAAGCGCUGUUCAUCAACCAAAACUUCCGCCGUCAAGUGCUCAAACGCUCUGAGAAACCUUAUGUCAUGGCUCAUCCACGAGCUCCUUUUGAGGAAGAAGAUGGAGAAUCUGGAUGUGGAUAUCGAUAUCGAAAGUGGACUCUAGGAAAGAAUGCGAACGGCAAGCCGAUCGAAGUUGUUUGUCGUACAGAGCAUGAUGGUGUUAUGGCUGGUCCUUCGGGUGAUGUGCAAUUCUUAACGAUCAAGUCAUUCAAUGAAUGGGAUAGUUCCCAAUCGGGAGGAGUAGAUUGGAGAGUAAAAUUGGAUGGGCAGAAGGGAGCCGUCUUAGCCACGGAGAUCAAGAACAACAGCUGCAAGUUGGCUAAAUGGACUGUACAGGCUCUCCUUGCCAAUUCUGACGCGAUCAAAUUUGGUUAUGUAUCACGCAUGUCUGUGCGCAACAGUGCUCAGCAUGUGAUUCUCGGAACCCAACAGUUGAGACCAGUCGAAUUUGCUCAGAAUAUCUCGAUGAACAUGGAUAACGGCUGGGGAAUCCUGAGAUGCAUCAUUGACAGCUGCAUGCGUCAACCCCAAGGAAAAUACUUGCUGAUGAAAGAUCCACAGUCUCCCGUAGUAAGACUAUACUCCCUACCUGAGGGCACUUUUGAAAGUGAUCAAGACUCAAACGAUGACCAGGGAGAUUCGGACGACGAUAGUUAGACAGUGAAGUGUUGAAACUGCGCUUUUUGAGUUUUUUUGAUUUUAUGCGUGGGAAUCGUUAACAUAACCGUUGAACUAAAUAAAUCUAUUGGGAGUGUUUUCCCAGGCACAUCGGUACAACAGUAAAC